Molecule: messenger RNA, 2524 nt
Organism: Bombus pyrosoma
Lineage: Eukaryota; Metazoa; Arthropoda; Insecta; Hymenoptera; Apidae
Gene: Dd
Product: CTD nuclear envelope phosphatase 1 homolog
Exons: 5
Coding region: 1107-1829 (240 amino acids)
Molecular function (GO): protein serine/threonine phosphatase activity
Source: RefSeq, a predicted model, not a curated record
UAAUCCAAAAAGAGGUGUCCAGAAAUAGAUAGUAAUACUUUUCAUAAAUUCCUACUAAACAAUAAUUAGUGCUGUUUAAUUAAUAUUAUCCCAGAUGAUAGAAUAAAUUAGCGAUUUCCUAGUGAACUUGAAUAAUAUUAAUUUUUUAACUUAUUCAGGAAGAACAUAGCAGCGAAAUGAUCAAAUAUUGCGUCAUCUUUGUAAUCAAUAGGGGGAAAAAAAACAGAAUUGACCGCGUGGUAUAGUUUUUGAUAACAGCAAAAACUGAAUGUCAUGCUUCAAUAUCAAUUUGAUAUAGCAGAUAUUCGUGCUUUCAUUCCAUAAAAGAAAGUGAUAACACUUUGGUGAUUCCUUAUCUAAUUGUUGUUCGCCGACAGAAUCGAGUGUGUUGUUUGUUGUAUUCAUUAAUACAUAUGAUGUACAGAACACUGAGUAUUGGUUUUUUUAUAAGACGUGAUUUUAAUUAAUCACAUGCAAUAUAAAUCUUUGAAAAUUUAAAAGAACAAUGUUUUGAAUCCGAAAUUUACAUUUAAACUUUUGAAUAAUGAAUGAACUUCUUGUUAUUAUAUAAUACCAUCCUAUUAGAUAUAUAUGUAUAUACAUUGUAUAUAUAUAUAUAUAUAUAUAUAUGUACAAUGAUUUAUGAUUAGUCCGAUCAUUAUAUUUCUCAAUUUUCUCUUGUGCAGUCGGCUCGCGGGAAAUGUAAACGGUGUAUGGUACACAUAAAGUAGAAUUUUGAGAAUAUCAUGCGCGCUAGCUAAGCGCAUGGAAAAAUUGGGUCGAUGUGCGAAAGAUGGCGGCUACUGCGUGGUGUAUGUGAAAAAGAUUCGUACAUAGAUUUUGCCUGUAGUUUUUACCAAAACAUGACAAGAUAUGGAAAAGCGUAUUUGCAUGUGCACGCCGCUACUAUACGCGGACGGUUCGUAAUGUUGAUGAAUAUUCAGAUUUCAUGUUUCCUAUUCGCGUAAAAGACGUUUGUUUACGAUAAAGUUUGUGUAAUACUACAACGUGAAGUGGAGUGUUGCAAGGGAAAAAGAGACCCUAACGUAGGCGAGACUGGAGAUCAAGUGUUGCCGGACUUCGGCCCGGUAAGAAGAUCAGUAGAGAUGCUGAAGCAAUUGCAGAUGGGGAUGAGAGCUUUCCUCUUGAUGGCCUCCCGAUUGUGGACAUGCGUCUUCUUUCUCCUCAAGAAGCAGAUAUCACAAAUGCAACCUGUUAAAUAUGAGAUCUUCCCAUUAUCUCCAUUGUCAAGGCACAGACUUAGUAUAGUUAAAAGAAAAGUACUAGUAUUGGAUUUGGAUGAAACAUUAAUUCACUCCCAUCAUGAUGGAGUAGCAAGGCCAACAGUUAGAUUUGGUACACCACCAGAUUUUAUUCUUAAGGUGAAAAUAGAUAGACAUCCAGUCAGAUUUUUUGUCCACAAAAGACCACAUGUAGAUUUCUUUCUAGAUAUUGUUAGUCAAUGGUACGAACUAGUGGUUUUCACUGCUUCCAUGGAAAUCUAUGGAGCAGCUGUUGCAGAAAAGUUAGAUAACAACAGGGGUAUUUUAAGAAGAAGAUACUAUAGACAACAUUGUACACCAGAAAUGGGUUCCUAUACUAAAGAUUUAUCUGCAAUUUGUUCAGAUCUAGCGUCAGUCUUUAUACUUGAUAACAGUCCUGGAGCCUACAGGGCUUAUCCUCAUAACGCAAUACCAAUAAAGUCAUGGUUUAGCGACGCGGGAGAUACUGCUCUGUUAAGUUUACUUCCAGUUUUGGAUGCACUUCGUUUUACACAGGACGUGCGGUCUGUUCUUUCAAGGAAUUUACAUUUACAUCAUACUUGGUAGCACAGUUUGAAUUAAUUAAUAAAUUAGAUUUAUUAGAGACCGAACUACAAAACGUUUAGCGUGUUUAAUCUAGGAUUAUUGUUACUGGUACUGUGUUAAUAGACAUUAGGAUGCUGACUAAACGAUGCGACGAUGAUCCCUGACACACACCCUGUCCUCAUUUUCUACGCUCGUUAGAAAACAAAACUGUAGCGAGUAAGUCUGAAAGGGAGUGGGACCUUUAACCAAACUAUUUACAUUAGCACAAAAUAUCCUGGUAUUUUCGUUAUGUUCAUGUGUGCGCAAUACUAUAUAUGUACGUACGCGAAUGGUACACACAUACGCAAAAACAAUUACACAUAUACACACAUGCAUACACGACAAACAUACAGAGCUUUUUAAGAAAAAAAUGUAUUUGCCAAAGAUCAAGAUUUUCAGUUAACAUAGAUUUAUAUAUUUUACUUGAAAUAAUUUUGUUCUAAGUGGAGAUAUGCAAAACAUUUUAAGUAUUUUGCCACACAUGAUAAAAAAAGUGUUAUAUUUUUUAAACAAAUUAUUUCUGUUAUAUAUAAUAUUAUUAAACUUAAAGUGUAGUAUUAAAAAAAGGAUAAUCUAAUACUAAGUCACACUUUAAACGGACAUCGCUGUAACUCACUGUAUCAGUGAGGCAGCUAUCCUGGAUAUACCUAAUAAUAAAAAGAAGUAUUAAAGAACUA